Puccinia triticina is the source of this 1392-nucleotide messenger RNA. RefSeq lists its product as uncharacterized. Lineage: Eukaryota; Fungi; Basidiomycota; Pucciniomycetes; Pucciniales; Pucciniaceae. Gene Ontology annotation, molecular function: nucleic acid binding. Gene Ontology annotation, cellular component: cytoplasm. The coding region runs from base 1 to 1392 and encodes 463 amino acids. The record is from RefSeq and is a predicted model, not a curated record. The transcript is spliced from 14 exons. Gene Ontology annotation, biological process: methylation.
AUGGCGCCUCAGAUAUACAUCCUCAUCUUUGCCCAAGCAUACGAAGAGUUUCGAUUGCCUGAAUUAGAAUCGAUUGAUGUGUUGUUCAACCUCGGGAUUGAUUAUCUCGGACUGGAACUCGACAUUUAUCGUCCUUACAUGAAGAUUGGAUUGGAAAACGACCAAAAGGCAAGACUUUUGGGGUCGAGGGCGAUCUUGAUCAAACACAUCUUACGGCAUUGGGCCGAUGCGCCUUCAUAUCCCGAGCUACACCGAUUAAACAAAGCAAACAAAGCCUUAUGGGCUGGAUAUGCUGCUAGUCAUACGUUCAAGGUGACUGUGAAUAGCUACAAGGCGACAGUCGUGCAGGAGAGGAAGAGGGAAAUUAUCGAGUCGCUUUCGUACAUGGACUUCCAAGGGCCGAUCAUUCUCCAAGAUCCGCAGGUUGAAAUCAUGCUCAGUGAGGAGCAUUAUAGCGCAAACGGACCCGACGAUAAUUCUGCCGCCAUCGGGGUCGAACAGGUCCUCAGAAUGACUGACAUCAGAUUGAGGACUAUUUGGUUGGGCGAAAAAAUCUGCGAUGGCCAGCGAAGCUUGGUAGAUAAAUUCGACCUCAAGAAACGCAUAUACAUUGGCAAUACUUCCAUGGAGGCAGGCCUGUCCCUAUUGAUGGCAAACCAAGGAUUGGUCCGACCUGCAAGCUUGGUCAAUGAUCCGUUCACUGGCACCGGCUCGAUGUUGUAUGCUUCAGCUUGGUAUGGUGGCUACGUUUUUGGGAGCGAUAUCGAUGGUCGUCCAAUGCGAGGCAAAGAGCACUCGAUACAAGACAGUGCCAAGCAAUAUGGCGUUUCUCAAAAGCUGCUGGAUUGUGCAGUGUUUGAUAUGACUCAAAACCCCUGGCGAACGGGUGAAAUUUUUGAUGCAAUCAUAUGUGAUCCUCCGUACGGUGUUCGAGCCGGUGCCAAACGUCUCGGACGAAAAGAUCAAUCGAAAAUACGGACCGAGCCAUACAAAUUACCCGACGGAACCUGGUCCCAUGAGAAACCGGACUACGUGCCCCCAUCGAAACCGUGGGAGAUGAGUGAGGUUUUGGAAGGGCUCUUGGAAUUUGCCCUUCAGAUGCUGAAGCCAAACGGAAGACUGGUAUAUUGGCUACCCACCGCUAGCCAAGACUACAAUCACUCGGAUGUUCCUCAAAGGAAAGGACUGCGAUUGGUUGCUAAUUCUUGUCAGGAUUUUGGCAAAUGGCAGAGAAGAGUAAGUACGCUUAUUGAUACCAAAGACUUUCCCCUGGACAUACAUCUACACAUUGCAUGCCAAAAGGUCGCUGAUUCUCUCCAUAUUUGCAACGUAUGUUCCUUGCGGACAAAAAAAGUUGAUUACAAUGGAAAAAAACGUAACUCUGCUGGAUGA